Anolis sagrei ordinatus is the source of this 2870-nucleotide messenger RNA. RefSeq names its product required for meiotic nuclear division 5 homolog B (gene RMND5B). Gene Ontology annotation, cellular component: cytoplasm; GID complex; nucleus. The record is from RefSeq and is a predicted model, not a curated record. Gene Ontology annotation, molecular function: ubiquitin protein ligase activity; protein binding. NCBI's taxonomy places the organism in Eukaryota, Metazoa, Chordata, Lepidosauria, Squamata, Anolidae. Gene Ontology annotation, biological process: proteasome-mediated ubiquitin-dependent protein catabolic process.
CCAGCUGUUGCCGGCCGGUGGUUCAUUCCAGGCACACCCUCCUCCAUAGGAAUGGUUUGCCCCAUCAUCAGAGAACUUUAUCAUGCCGGGACCAAGGGAAGGAGGAGGCGCUACAUUAGAACAAUAAUUAUGAUCGCCCUGCCCCGGACUGAAGGGAAUUGAACGUCUCAUCCCGCGGCUCUCAGCCAGACUGGACUGGACGCUCUCGCGCUGCUCUCGCGCUUCCUUCCGGGCCCAUGGAGCGCUGCGCCUGCGUAGAAAGGGAGCUGGACAAAGUGCUGCAGAAGUUCCUCUGCUACGGGCAGCACUGCGAGCGGGGCCUGGAGGAGCUCCUCGGCUACGUCACCCGGCUGAGGGAGGAGCUGGGCGCCGCAGCCUUGCAACGGACACCGCUGUCUGCCACACUCUCCCUAGUUAUGUCCCAGUGCUGUAAGAAGAUCAAGGACACUGUGCAGAACUUAGCUUCAGACCACAAGGACAUUCACAGCAGCAUUUCACGGGUGGGAAAAGCAAUUGAUAGAAAUUUCGAUGCAGACUUGUGUGGCAUUGUUCCUGCUGUGGUCUGGGAGUCCCAAGAGAAGCAGAUCCUGGUGAUGGCCAUUAUAGAGCACCUCUACCAACAAGGGAUGCUGGGAGUAGCUGAGGAACUUUGUCAGGAAUCCACUGCAAACGUGGAUGUAGACUUCAAAAGGCCAUUCCUGGAACUUAACAGCAUACUGGAAGCUCUGCGGAAACAAGACUUGGAGCCUGCUCUUAGCUGGGCAAUCUUCCACCGGCAGCAGCUGGCAGAACUGAACAGUUCUCUCGAGUUCCGUCUGCAUCGGCUCCACUUCAUCAGGCUCCUUGCUGGUGGUCCCGGAAAGGAGCUGGAGGCCCUGAGCUAUGCACGCCACUUCCAGCCCUUUGCGCAUCUACACCAACAAGAGAUCCAGGUCAUGAUGGGCAGCUUGGUGUACCUGCGUUUGGGCCUCAAGAACUCCCCGUACCGACACCUCCUGGAUGACAGCCAUUGGACUGAGAUUUGUGAGACUUUUACGCGUGAUGCCUGUGCCCUGCUGGGACUCUCAGUGGAGUCCCCUCUGAGUGUCAGCUUUGCUGCAGGGUGUGUGGCGCUGCCAGUGCUGAUGAACAUCAAGGCUGUGAUUGAACAGAGACAGUGCUCGGGAGUCUGGAGCCACAAGGAUGAGCUGCCAAUUGAAAUUGAACUAGGGAUGAAAUGCUGGUACCACUCAGUCUUUGCCUGCCCAAUCCUGCGCCAGCAGACAACAGACUCCAACCCACCUAUCAAGCUCAUCUGUGGGCAUGUUAUCUCUCGAGAUGCCCUCAACAAACUCAUCAAUGGAGGGAAGCUGAAGUGUCCAUAUUGUCCCAUGGAACAGAAUCCAGCUGAUGGAAAACGCCUCAUCUUUUGAUAAUGGAAAACUUUAGAACUUUUGAGUUUGUGAAAAUGGGCAGUGAGAACAAUGCUUAAUGAGAAGUGCUCUGUACUUGCAACAGUGCAUAGUCUCUUGCUUGGGAAGGUCUCAGCUGCAAUAGCUGUGGAACUGACUGGGCUAAGAUGAGAGUUUUCUAGUGUGGAGCACGACAUGUUUCUACAUUCCUGUCAGGAUAUUAUUCUCUCGCUCUCUCUUAGCUCCCUUCCUUGGCCUUUGAGUACUGUUCCUUGAUGGCAAGGUGACUUAACAUCUCCCCAUGCACACUUCAGUUUAUUGUUGUGUUAGGGGUUGUGCCACAAACAAGAGGAGGAGCUGCUGUCAUUUUAAAUUUGGAACAAAGACAUUAUUUUAUUUAACUCAGUUUGAUAUGAGGAAAAUUAUAGUUUCCUUUUUGCUUCUGUACGGUUUGGAAACGGGACAAUGUAGAAAGAUGGGUUACAUCUAAUUUGAGUUGGGAAUAUAAUUUAGAGCUUGCUCUGCUGCUGCUGUGAAGAAAGUUUUAAAGUAGGAUGGAAAGGAAUCCUGGCCCAUAGCCUUCACCAAAGGUGGUUUUGGGGCCUACGGCCACAAGCAGCAGAACUCUUCACAAAAUGAAGUUGGAGUAACCAUAAGAGUUAAUGCUUCUGGACAAAAAACACUUGCUCUCCAUCCCCUUCCACUUGGAGAACUAGCACACUGUUAAGGUUAAUGUGGACGAACCGCAUAUCUGCUGAGAAUAUGUAUUAGUGCCCUGCUGCUGUAUUGCUGAGUAAGAUUAGGCAGAAACAACGAAUCUACCUUGAUUUUAAACAACAAAACUUAAGAGAACAGCACAGGGUGAGAAAACUGGUACAACAGUAAUUAGGGCCCUGUCAAGUAGAUAAAUAAAUAAGAUACAAUUCAACUUUCCCCCUUGUAUUACAAUAUGUGUUCCUUAAAUAUGGUACUAAAUGCAGGUCCUGCUAUAUACAUGAACCAUUUUGGAAAAUAGUAUGACAAGGACUCUAUAAAGCGAAUGUAUGGGGUACAGAUUCUUAACAGAGAUAUUACAUCUGCUUUUAUAGAUAUCUACAGAACAUCCUUGGAGAUACACUAAAAAGCAAAAAUAAUUACUGUCAUAGUUCAUAACAAUCUAGGACUGAUGUUCCUAAGCUUCAAGAGUUGAGCCUACCUCCUUUAGGAAAAGUAUGGUAAUAUGUAAGUUAUUUAUAAACACACUAUAAGGAUAUAUUCUAACUUGAAGGUUACUGGAACAAGUCAGUGCCUUCAACAAGCAAAACGUAUGAUACAGUCUUUCUAAUGUUGCUGUAGCUGGCUGAUAUAAGCUUGGGAUUUUAUCUGACUGCAUGUGAUCAUUAUUUUGCCCUUCUCUAGGGCACCAAUGACUGUUAUGACUAUGGGAGGAGUGGCAUAGGAAUAUAUCUAAUUAAAUUUCUUUUCAGAUUGCUUGGUGAA